AGAGAAAAAGCGAGAGAACCCGUAGAAGCAGAAGCGCUGGAGGUCGAAACGAACUGGUCCACGAUGUCCGCGGUGUAUCCCACUGUCCUGCUGUGUGUGUACGGCUUCUUCUCCAGCCUGCGGCCGUCGGAACCUUUCCUUACCGCUUACCUGAUGGGACCGGACAAGAACCUGACGGAGACCCAGGUUGUCAAUGAAAUUUACCCUGUAUGGACAUAUUCCUACCUCGCCCUAUUGCUCCCGGUCUUCCUGGCUACAGACUUCCUCUGCUACAAACCGGUGUUGGUACUGCAGGCCUGCAGCCUGGUACUGACCUAUGCCAUGCUCUGGAAGGCCCAGGGCAUGCUGGCCAUGCAACUGUUGGAGUUUUUCUUUGGGUUGGCCACAGCGUCAGAGGUGGCCUACUACUCCUACAUCUACAGCGUGGUGGAGCCAGAGCUCUACCAGAGGGUGACCGGUUACUGCCGCAGCGCCACUCUGUUCGGCUCGGCCGCCGGGUCGCUCCUCGGUCAGCUCCUGCUGUCGCUGGCCAAAGCGGAGCUGGUGCACCUCGUUAUCAUUACGCUGGCGUCAGCCGCCGUGGCCUUCGUCGCCCCCUGGUUCCUCCCCAUGCCCAAGAGGAGUUUGUUUUUCCACAUGAGUCCAGGAGUAGUCGAGGAACCUGCAGCUGGCUGCAGCCCUGAUAAGGCAGAGGAUUCAGAAAGCAGAGCGCCCAUGAUAUCCAGGUCAUCUGAAGCAGCAGGUGGCAGCAGUGGGCUUGUGCAGGUGUUAAGGAUGCUUUGCCAUGACUUCUUGCAGUGCUACAGGUGUCGCCCCCUGCUGGCAUGGUCGGUGUGGUGGGCCCUGGCCACAUGUGGCUACUUCCAGAUCAUCAACUACGCUCAGGCUCUGUGGGAGACGUUCUAUUCAUCCCAACACCACGAAAUCUACAACGGCUACGUAGAGACGUUGUCCACGCUGCUCGGCGCUCUGGCUGCUCUGCUGGUGGGCUGCCUCCCAGUGGACUGGACCCACUGGGGAGAACUGCUCCUGUGGGUCCUCUCCCUCCUCAUGGCCGCCUGCGUUUUCAUCAUGACCCUGCCGAAGAACAUCUGGGUGAGCUACGGCUCCUACGUCAUCUUCAGGACCAUCUACAUGCUUCUCAUCACUGUGGCAACGUACCAGAUAGCGGCCAGCCUCAGCAUGCAGAGAUACGCUCUGGUGUUUGGAGUCAACACGUUCGGAGCCCUGCUGCUCGGGACUCUGAUCACCGUGGUCGUGGUGGACUCAGCCGGACUCGGCCUUGAUGUCGUCACUCAGUUUUUCAUCUACGGAGGCUACUUCGCAGUCAUCUCGGUGGUCUUCCUCCUGGCCGGCCUCUACAGAGUCUUCUCCUCCAGGCGGACCAUGCAGGAAGUGAACGGAGAGUCCAGCCCUCCUCCAAACGGUGCCGUGACACAGUGAAUGAUUCACCUAAAUGCUUUGAAAGAACAUUGAAUCACUUUCUCGGAACAAACUGAAUGGUGCACUUUUCAUGAUGUCCUCAUAUGCUGAAGUGGGCUGGACCUGAACUUCUUGUUCCACCAAAGUAUUAAUGAUCCAAGUUUUCCUCUGAGCCCAGUAAUUUCAAGUCUGAGUGACGCAGACCUGAAAUUUAACCACAGAAGUCAGUGGGUUUGUUUUCAAUAGAAAUAAAAGCAACUAUAUUAAGAUUUUUUUAUAUAUUGGUCAGGUUUUUUGGCCUUAACUGAAUGCAAUACAGUGGACUCCCACUUAUUACUGAUUCAGUAUUUGCAGAUUUUCAGUGGGAUGCAACACCAACAUUUGGUGUUUAAACUAUUAAAAUACAGUUAGAGGAGGUUUGAUUUUGCACUCUAUCUUAAUUUCUAAAUGUGAGAUAUUCAUCGAUGCCUUAAUGGAAACAAGGAUGGAAAAUCAAACCUGUAAACAAACCAUUUUUUUAACAAUAGUCAUUAGAAUGCACAUUAAAAUGUGCUCAUCUCUCUUAUGAUUUUAUUUAAUUCAAUAUUAUUGCUGAAAGCUUUUUAUUACAUUCCACUUCCCUUCGUUUUCCACAGCUUUUAGAAACUGUUCCAGCUUUCUGCCUCCUGGGGGCGCUAGAGCCUGGAACUGUUUAAAGUCAGUUAAUUUCCUGAUCACUCUGGGAGUUUAUAAAACUGCUUAACUCAGCCGGGUGACGCAUAUGGUGGCAUAAUGAACAGCGACCAAUAGUUAUUUAGCUUCUGCAGCUCUCAGCAGAGUUUAUAGCGACUUUGUGACGUCUACUGUCACAGAUGGAGGAAUGGAUGGGAUGGCUAAAACAAGAUUCAGAUGAUGUCUCUAAAACAUGCUGGAUUUUCACCUAAUUAUCAGGUGACCAACUCAUGUCUGAACAGCUUUUAUUAAUGAGGGCCUUUUCUUCAUGUCUAUCCACUCAAAUGGUUAAAAACAAAAUAUUUAAUGUUUUUUUUAUGAUUCAUCCUUGUCACAUUAUCAUAUUUAUAAAUAACUCGUAUGUUUACGUAUUUUUAUUAUUUUUAACUUUGACCCUAUUGAUGAUGCACAGGUUUGUCAUAAACAUGGCUAAGGAAGAGAAACAUGCCAUUUUUAAGGUGGUACUUGGGAGUCAGUUCACUAUUUGCGAAAUAUUUUUAUAUAACUGUUUACAUUUUGUCUCAGCAGGUACAAUUUAACAAGGGGCACAUAUUGGUGAUUAUGUGGACUAUAUAAUAUGGAAUAUUUCACAUUUCCUUGGGAGUUUGGAAAAUAUCCUUUAGUUACAGAAUGACCAUCUCAGAUGUUGGAAUCCCAGACAAGCCCCCCAAAAAAUGACCAGCCAAAAAAGAUUUUAAAAAAGUGUGUUGCACUGGCAUAUGGGAUAAGUCAAAGCAGUCAGUGUGACUGCAGGCUUAUUACUGAGAUUAUGAGAGUCUAAAAAUUGUCACCAUUGCUUAUUGAUCAGGAGCAUCUCAGUAGUCUCAGUUCUAAAUGGUGAAAUUACUUGAAUUACAGCAUGUUGUAGAAACGCAUCAUCAGAACCUUAUUUUAUUCCUAUUCAUAAUGCAGUCGUUGGGAGUAAAGUGUGCAUAAAAUGCACCGAGUAUGUUAUAGCUAUGGAUUAGAUUACCAUAGAUGGUAGAUAUCAACUGUCCUAGGUUACAUUUAUUAUAUAAAAAAAUACUGUCUGAUCUAAUGCUUUGUACUGUUCCAAAUUCAUGUUUUAGAUAAAUUAAGUUUAGCACAAAUUGACAGGAAAACAUUAUCUAGUGUUUUUUGGGCUGUAAUAGAAACCAAAUCAGCUACAGUACCAUAUUAAGUGUUCUACCGUUUACCAGCCAAAAUGACUUCAUAUGACUGUAAAUGUGGUUUUUUUUUCUCUUUCUGUGAAUCCGUAGACUGUAAUGCACUAAUUAACAAAGAUGUAUGUAUGCUUCCAUGUUGGAAGUAGAGGUACUGAGAAGCACAAUUAAUGUUGGCAGGUUUGCACUGAACACUACAUUGUGAAACUUGAAAUGAUCUCCUGCUCCUUUGUCAUUUGUUGUUUAAGUACCUUAAAAAAUUUAGCUGCUUUUCGUUUUUGUUUAGUUUAUGACAAAUUGCACUGAAAAGCUGCUUUAAAAUACAUAAAUGAAGAUAAAUGUACAGUAAGUAGAAGUAAUUGUGUUUCUGCUUUGCUUCUUUUGUCACAGGUAAAUAUUUCAGAUAAUUAGACAAACAUAAUCUGAAGAAAAAUAAUGCCAGCUUUCAAAUGAGUCCAUUUUAGGGGGGAAUUAUCCAACCUAACAUGUGAAAAGUAUUCACCCUCUCACCUUAUGUCAUAAAUACUUUAUGAAAACAAAAACACAUUUUUGGGAAAGUUUUCUAAGCCAUGUCUUAUCUCCAUAAACAAUUCACGUGUGAAGGCCAUUAAUGCAGCUAAAUUCAGAUUGACCCAAAAUUCCAGCAGUAAAGAGUUGAACAACCAGUCGUCAUGAUUAGAGGUGAUUAUUUGUUCUACAGGCUCGGGUUAGUUCAUACCAUUCUUCUUUUUAAUAAAUAAAAUCCUCAUUUAAAUUCUGCUUUAUCUUUUUAUUCAGAUUAUCUGUGAACCUGAAGAUAGUUUAAUCUGAAAUAGGGGUGUACCGAUUGCCGAUCACCGAUCUUUAAAAAGCCUGCGUAGCAUCAAAGCUGUUAAAUUGCCAGCAGUGGAGCGAUUAUCGCUAACAAAGCGCGUGUAGACGUGACCUGGUGGGCGUGUCUGUCUCCUCCCUCAUGGGACAGUAGCUGAUUUUCAAACCUUUACUUACUUUGUCACGCAAAUAUCGGCCCAACGCGAUCUUAAAAUUGAGGAAAUCGAGGCCAGUUUUAUGGCCAGGCGAAUUAUCGGUGCACCCCUGAUCUGAAACAUUCAUGUCUGUCAAACAAAAAUGGCUCCAGUUUAUGAAGAGGCAACAUAAAAAAGUUCUUAUAGACAAAAACAUAUAAAAAUUUUUGUUUCACCGUUGCCAGGAGUUCGUAUGCGAUUAAGCAAAACGACCAAAUGAAUUUUGAUAUAAUCAGAGAAUAUAAUGCAUAUCCCAGAAUUCUUUGCUGUACCAGCUUAAUUACGGAGACUGUAGUUUCUGUUGUCUCGUCUGACAUAUGAAUGUACAACUAGACACUACUCCUUUAAUCUCUAGUCUCUAGAUUUAGAGAUGUCUAAUUGAGUUGCAGUAUUUGCCUUAUCAUUUAUUUCCAUGCCUAUUUAUUUUUCUUCUGUAAUCUUUUGAUGCUUUGAAUUAAAUGUUUCAGGCUCUUGCAAACUUGUCGAACAAACUUCACUGUUAACAUGAAAUUCGCUCUCUAUAUGCUGUAGGGCAAUUAUUUUAAUAUAUGCAAAAGACAACCAAAUGCUUUUUAUACAAUGUAAAAAUGUCAUUUUGUAAUAUGUCAUAUAUAUUGAAUAAAUUCUUUUUAUACAUGUG
Messenger RNA from Xiphophorus couchianus (Monterrey platyfish), 4922 nucleotides. RefSeq names its product solute carrier family 19 member 2 (gene slc19a2). Gene Ontology annotation, molecular function: vitamin transmembrane transporter activity. Lineage: Eukaryota; Metazoa; Chordata; Actinopteri; Cyprinodontiformes; Poeciliidae. The coding region runs from base 64 to 1443 and encodes 459 amino acids. The transcript is spliced from 6 exons. The record is from RefSeq and is a predicted model, not a curated record. Gene Ontology annotation, cellular component: plasma membrane. Gene Ontology annotation, biological process: vitamin transport; transmembrane transport.